Stylonychia lemnae is the source of this 2736-nucleotide messenger RNA. Lineage: Eukaryota; Ciliophora; Spirotrichea; Sporadotrichida; Oxytrichidae. The record is from the annotation of a GenBank genome assembly.
AUGACUGACGAGUAAAUAGCUAAUCUAUUGAAAACAGAAGCUGAGAAACUAAGGAUGCUAUGUCACGGGUACAAAUCAAUUGAAGUUUCCCCUCUUUUAUUUCACUACGCUCUUGAUUAACGAAUACAGCAAUCUGAUGACUUGCUAUACAAUCUAAAACACAAUUACUUUGAUAUCCUGCGUAAAUUUGCAGAGGCUGAGAAAGCAUUUCCAAAGCCAAUGGGUGAGAUCACUGAGGUAAGAGAUAUAUACAAGGAUGGCGUAAGACCCGUGAAGAAGAAAAUCAGAGAAAUAUGGCAGCAUUUGUUUCAUAAUAUUCACUUACCAAAUCAAAGAUAGGAUGAAAGAGAGCGAAUUAUGAAUCUCAAGCUCAAAAGAGAGACAGUGGCUGAAGAAAUAAGUCUUAACAAUUCGACUGUUAAGAUGCCACAAAGACCACAGUCUGAACGCAGAACAGCACUGUUGCUUUCAAGUACCGGCAAGAAGGAAAGUUUUAUGAAUAAAUUAGGCUAAAAACUAAGCAAAAACAAGAAGUAUAUUAGAAUCAUAAUGAAGGGUAAAAAGUAAAAAGAUCUUAACAAAAUGAAAGAAGAGAAGCAAAAUUUACUAGAUGAUUCAGUCAAGUACUUAGGGAAGUAAAUUGAUCCCUAUUCAGCCUAGCAUAAGAAGGACAUUAACUUUUACAGAGAGGUUUUGCUUAAUGAUGCCAACAUAGUCCCAGAAUCAAGAGUAGUUAUCUCUAAAAACUAGCUACUAAAAAUAAAGGAGGAAAAGUUUCAGCCGAAGUCAGCUAGAGAGUUAUUUAACAAAAAGAACUUUAAAACUGCAAGCAUAUCAACUUUCGAUUAGAAACCUUUCGAUAAGACCAAGCUUAUGAAAGAUAUAGAUUUAAGACCGUAUGUGCCAGACCCUUCAAUUAAUUACAUGGAUUUGUAGGGAUUUAAACUUCCUCAGGAGCGCAAAUUUGAGAUAGCUAGCAGAGAUAUGUCAGAUUCAGCCCACACAUAAAACAUGCUUAGAAGGUUGACUCAUUCAGAGACUAACAAAAGUGCCCUUCAACAGUCAAAUUCUGGUAUUAAGCGUUAGAAUUCAUUGCAGAGUUUUGACAAGGAUUUUGAGAAACCUUCUUCUGAGCAUUAACUUGAGGACUAUGGAACAGAGAGAUUUAUGAAAAGGCCUUAGAGUGUGGCAGAGUCAUCUCGCCGACCUCUAUCAAUUGAGAGACAUUCUCAGGCAAUCAGAGACAUGAAUCAUCACAUUUAGACAGAUGGGAACAUGCCCUUAGAUCACUUUAAAAGUAAACAGCUCGAGCAGUUCUUUACAGAAGCUAGUUCAGGUAUCAAACAGCCACAUCCCAUAUCCACUAGGAACACUUUGAUGGAAGCUAAAAUAAGUCUAGAUCGGUAGGUAAAGGAAGCAAAGCAGUAGAAGAUCAUUCAAAUGGAACUAAAUAAGAAGAGAAACGCAGGAUACAUGCCAGAGAUGCGACGCAAAGAUAUCAUGAAUCAGAGAAAGAAGAUUCAUUAGGAUCCAAUCGAAAUAGAUAGAAGACCCUCAGGCAUAAUUGCUUAAGGCGAUCUUGUAGAGUAAGAUAGCAUUUACGACUUAAAGCAAUAAGAAGAAGCCCUGAAUAUGAGUGAUCUAAGUACUCAGAAAAAAGAAUUUGAUAUCAAGUAGGAUGAUGAUGAAGGAGAGGAGUUAAUGAUUGACAGGGAAUAGGAAAAAGAAGAGGUCAUGAAGUUCAAUCAGAGGAGCAUGAUGAGCUAAGAUAUCAUUAUACCACAAAAGAGAGUAGAGGAAUUUGUAUAAAGUAUUAGCAAUGAAGAUAAACCACAAGAAACUACUGAAGAAUUUAAGAAAGCAGUUAAUAAAUUCAGCAUUAGGAAUAUGAGAGCUCCCAGUGCCAAUUUAAAUGCAGUCAAGAAAAUCUAAUUCCUGAAUAUCCACAAUCAGGAAGACUUGAAUCCCAACAUUUAGCAAGAUAAGUAGACCACACCUGACGGAAAACAGCUGAAACCCUCAAGCAGAUUGAUAUCUGCAAGAGUAGGAGGCUCAAAUUCAAAGUAUAACAAGCCUAUGAGUAUUUUGGAUUCCUAGCAAAAUCGCAUAAUGACUGCUAGGGAUUCUCAUCAAACAAGAGGUGGGUUGAUAAGCGCAACUACUCGCCCACAGACAGCAUUCAACUCUUCAUAUAAAACAAACAAGGAGAGAUUCAUGAGAACUUAGAGAGCCAAGUCAAGCUAUAGAAUGUUUGCUCCAUCUUCUGCUAGCUAGAGGCGUUAAGGCUCUCCCCCAGGUGCAGGGCAGAAUUUCAGUAAUAGACACUAGCAUACUUUUGACAAGACCUAUUCAACCACCAUUACCUCACCAAGAAUAAACCAAAAAGAUAUGAUAAUCAUGAAACUAAACAUGAUUGGGAAACAAUGCAAGGAGGAGAGAAAAGACAUUAAGGCAUAGAUCAGGGUGCUCAAAUAAGGGCAUGCUAGAGAAACCAAGAAAAUGAAUAAUAUACAAGAGAAAAUAGAGUAGAAGUGCAUGACUGUUAUUGAACUAGGCCAAAAGAAGGAUGCUCUUCGAGACUUUAGAUAUGAGAAGCAUACCUUUAUUUAUGGCAAGAUUGACCAAGGAAUGGGGCAUUACCUCAGAGCAGAUGGCUAUGACAGAGUUGAAGUUAGUGAGAAAAUAUCUAAGCUCAACGGGAAGUACGCUUUUAUGGCAGAGAAUAUCAAAAUUUGA